Messenger RNA from Triticum dicoccoides, 1011 nucleotides. RefSeq lists its product as uncharacterized. The coding region runs from base 251 to 769 and encodes 172 amino acids. Lineage: Eukaryota; Viridiplantae; Streptophyta; Magnoliopsida; Poales; Poaceae. The transcript is spliced from 2 exons. The record is from RefSeq and is a predicted model, not a curated record.
UGACCAUGACGGCUGUGGAUCCCCCUCCCCCUACCCUGCCUUUCUCCUUGAUCGCCGCCCCACCCCACCCGGCUUCUUCCCCCGCCGGCGCCGCCCCACCAGCAUCUGGCAUCUUCCACCGCAGGCGCCCUGCACCAGUCGUCUCCCUCCCCACCUUCUUCCACCUCAAGGAGACGGGAUCCGGGCCGGCAAAACGUGCCCCUGCGCGGCCACGACCAGCCCCAGCUGCGACAUCCCGGUACAUGGCGGCAUGCUGGGAGAUGGAUCGCGACGGAGCGGCGGUCGUCCAUGCCGUGGCGACGCGGGGUCGCGCUCCUCCUGGAGAUCAGCCCGGCCGGCGGCGCCGGCCAAACCUCUCCUAACCCCGGAUCCACACCUCCCCGGCGGGGAUCAGGUGGAGCGAGGCCGGGUCGAUGCGGGUGGUGCCUGCCUUGCACUGCAGAUCCCCACGGCGGUCCCUCCCCGCGUCGACGAGCACCAUGACUGCGAGAUCUCGCCUGGCCCUCCCUUCCUCUGCUUCCUCUGCUUGCCGUACACUUUGUUGCUCCCUCGCAAGUCUCUCCCCCUCAAUCUGCAGAUCACCGGCAGCGCCCCAUUCCAUGUCGCAGUUUGUUUCGGUCGUCCACACCAUAGAUCAUGGAGCCAUGGUCCAUGCAGUCGAUUUUGCGUGCUGUUACAGUCAACCCCACGGGCACAGGAGGACCUUGGCGUGACCGGGCUACGGUGGUAUCACGUCAGUAUGCUUACGGCGCUGCCGAUGCACGCAUAGGACCAGGUCGUUGCUGGAGCAGCCCACAUGAUGGGGGCACGCGGCCAUCGUUGACUCCACAAGCAGUACGCUUUGGGUACUAUGAGUUGUGCAAAAAGGCCAGCGACACGAUUGCAUUGGUAUUUUUGUUUUUGAGUUGAGUCAAAUACAGGAACCUAUGUGUCAAAAUUGAAAAUAGAUGUAGUUUGAUGCAAGCUCUCAUGUGGUUUACUUUGCAAAAGAAAAAACCAUAAACACUCGCA